This is a messenger RNA of Puma concolor (puma), 1119 nucleotides long. RefSeq names its product ubiquitin specific peptidase 50 (gene USP50). NCBI's taxonomy places the organism in Eukaryota, Metazoa, Chordata, Mammalia, Carnivora, Felidae. The record is from RefSeq and is a predicted model, not a curated record. Gene Ontology annotation, biological process: protein deubiquitination. Gene Ontology annotation, molecular function: cysteine-type deubiquitinase activity.
AUGGCUUCAGAGCGGCCCUGCCCUGCAGAUGACUUCAGUAUCUACUAUGUCCUCGCAGAGUGCACAGAUCACUAUGACAGCUCUCCAGUCAAGGAGGUGGAGGAGAACCAGCCCCAUUCCCAGGGAGUGACAGGCCUGCGGAACUUGGGCAACACGUGUUACAUGAACGCCAUUCUCCAGUGUCUCUGCAGCAUUUCACCGCUGGUGGAAUACUUUCUCUCAGGAAAGUACAUUACUGCUCUUCAAAAGGAUUGCAGUGAGGUUGCCACUGCGUUUGCCUACGUGAUGACAGAUAUGUGGCUUGGAGACUCAGAAUGCGUCUCGCCAGAAAUAUUUCGGUCAGCUUUUGGCAACCUCUACCCAGCAUUCAUGAAAAAAACGCAACAAGAUGCCCAGGAAUUCUUGAUUUAUGUACUGAAUGAGCUUCAUGAGUCUCUGAAAAAGUGCCAUCGAAAAUCAUAUGAAAAAGGAUCUAUUCCAAGGUGCUGCAGGAAGACAAUUGCCAAUGAGGUCUCCAUCAUCACCCAGCUGUUUGAAGGGCAGCUCAACUAUAGCAUCAUGUGUUUGAAGUGUGAGAACUGCACCUACAAGAAUGAAGUCUUCACCAUUCUUUGCCUCCCCAUUCCAUCCGAUUACAAGUGCUCUCUUCAGGACUGUCUCCAGUGUUUUUUUCAACAAGAUACACUGACCUGGCAUAACCAAAUCCACUGUUCCUUCUGUGAAACCAAGCAAGAAACAGCAGUGAGGGCCAGUAUUUCCAAAGCACCAAAAGUAAUUAUCUUUCACUUAAAAAGAUUUGACAUUCUGGGUACAAUGAAAAGAAAACUGAGGACAGAUAUUCAUUAUCCACUCACAAACUUGGACCUUAGUCCUUAUAUUUGUCCAGUUUUUCGGAAACACCCUAAAUAUAACCUCUGUGCGGUUGUGAACCACUUUGGUGAUCUGGACGGUGGCCACUACACUGCUUUCUGCAAGAACUCAGUGACCCAGGCCUGGUAUAGCUUUGAUGACACACGAGUCAGUGAGAUUCCAGAUACUUCAGUGCAAACUGCUACAGCCUAUCUCCUGUUCUACAGUUGCCAGCCCUUUUCUAUACCUAUAAAAAAAUGCAAGAGCUAG